CCCGGAUUUCCACCUGACUGUGAAAGAAAUACUAGUUAGAAGUUACAGAAAUGUUGAGUAGUUUGGGGAGCGGAGGUGGGAAAACUGCCAAACCGUCGUUUGUUUCUUACGUGACGCCCGAGGAAAUCAAGUCGGAGAAGGAACCUUACAAAAAGGAGAACCAACCAGACUUGUUACCAGGAGAGGUGGUGUUUUGUAGUGCCUGCCCAGUGCUUAAAUACAGCCAGGAUGACAUGUCACAGCGAGGCGUCUUCGGAACACUGCUCUGCACGAACUUCCGAGUGUCUUUUGUCAGCGACGAGGUGCAGGUGGAGGAGACGUGUAAGCUCUUCAAGAAUAAACUCUACGGUGAAAACGACAUCCCACUUGCGUGCGUGGAUAACAUCUAUGGGGGUUAUGAAGACAAGAAGAAACUGAUAACAGGAGGGCUGCUGAAGAACAAGUACCCAUCCAAAAUCAUCGUCCACUGCAAAGACCUGCGAGUGUUUCAGUUCUCUCUGACGUACUCUAAAGAGGAAGACGCAAAAAAGAUUUUUCAGGGAAUCGUGCACCACUGCCUGGAACCAAAGUCUCUGAGGUGUGUCUACGCCUUCUCCUACUGCGAAAACACCACCUCUCCAGAGAUGCAGAGGAAAGAGCGGACAAUGUUGUUUGACUGCUUGGAGGACUGGACACAGGACAUGAAGAGAACUAAGGGAAACUGCCGACUGGUCACCGAGAAUAGCAGCUUUGAGCUCUCCCAAAAGUUGCCCCAAUUUUUUAUUGUCCCAUUAAACGUGACUGAUGAGGAUUUGGUCAAAUUCCAGGGGAACGGAUUACCGAUGUGGUGCUGGUCUCAUCACAGUGGCUGUGCCCUGUUUAAAACGGCUUCCCUGCCUCUGUCCCAGGAGGACAACGUCCCCCAGACAUACAUGGAGAAGAUGUUGACAGCGGUGGCCCACAACCACCUGUACUCUGUGAAGACAGAAGAUCUCUCCGACACCUUGCCCACAAUUCAGGACAUCCAGCUGUCUUACAACAAGUUCAAACAGUUCUUCCUCAUUGACAAUACGACAGAGUUCUGGAUGUCCGAUAUGAAGUGGUUCUCCUCACUGGAAAACUGUGGAUGGCUGGACAUGAUCCGACAGUGUCUCCUGAAGGCUGUGGAAGUUGUAGAGUGUCUGGAGAAGGAAAACACCAAUGUUCUCAUCAUGGAGGAGAGCGGGUCAGACCUGUGUUGUGUCAUAUCCAGCCUGGUCCAGUUGAUGUUGGACCCACACUACAGAACCCUGCUGGGCUUCCAGAGCCUAGUACAGAAGGAGUGGGUGGCAGGAGGACACGCGUUCCUCGACCGCUCCAACCAGCUGCACCUCAAGGAGAAGGUGGAGAGCCAGUCCCCUGUGUUUCUUCUCUUCCUGGAGUGUGUGUGGCAGCUUCACCAGCAGCACGGCCCGGCGUUCCAGUUCUCGGAGACGUACCUGACUGUUCUGUCUGACAGCGUCCACGUUCCGGUCUUUGCCACCUUCCUCUUCAACAACGAUAGCCACAGGGCUAAUGUUCUCAGGGCGGAGUCACCCAGCUCACAGAGAGGCCCGUUGAACUGCCCCAGCGUGUGGGACUGGUCAGUACAGUUUGACUGCAGGGCUCAGGAUCUCUUCACUAACCCUUUGUAUGCCCAGAAGACCAAACAGGAUCGGUCUCAGCGGAAAUCACACAGGCCUAAGCAUCAGCGUCAGCUGUCCCUCCCCAGCUCGGCCUUCAAGACCCCCACUAAGAAGGGCUUCUUCAAGGACGAGGCGGACAGCCUGAAGAAGAUCCUGGGGGUGAAGCGUAUCAGCCGCUGGAUGCUGUCUCCCUCCUCCGACUUCCCACCGAUGUCCUCCAUCAAGGAGUUCUACGAGACCUGGCAGGCCAAACCCCUGGACUACCACGGCAUGUUGCUGCCGUGCCUGGACGGGCCUUCCAUUCGAGUCUGGAUGCAGAGGUAUCUGCGUUGGAUCCAUGAUGUCCAGAUCCUGGGAGGGGGUCCGGUGGCUGUGCUCAGCAAAGUAUCGGAACUGCUGGCGGAGGUCCAGGAGCUGCGGAGUGAGCUGGAUAGGCAUGCCCGCACUGUGACAUCCAACCACCGGGGGGCGAUUAGGACAAGGGCCAAGACUGCACCGGAGAACUUGGCCAGGUCUUCCGUGAGGCUGUCGUCAUCCUUCCCUUUCGUGACGUCGAGGAACUGGUCGUUCAAGCCGGCGAUACCGACCAGCAUGUUGCAGAGCCUCAUGAUGAGUGAGGUGGCCGGAGACCUGGCCAGCAGGGAGGAUGAUGGCAGUGAACCAGAGACUGUGGUCUGAGGGGAACCGGGGGUGUUUCUGCAUGGGUGUGCAUGUCAGUUUGUUCCAGGUCUCAUGUGGUCCACUGUACACUGCCGUCUGAGGUGUUUGAACUGGGGAGUUGUGGAGUGCCAAUGUAGCACUGAUGACCAUCAGCACCCUGCCGAACAAGAAAACAGGCAAAAACUAUCUUCCCUACUGUUCUCUUUAGAACAACUGCGAUUUAAUAUUUCCUGUCGCAAAGACAAAACACAAACUGUACCGGUAGAAUUCUAAACUCGUCUGUGCAGGAAAUGCAAUUCAACGUUUAAGUGAUGCAAACUGGUCCUGUUAGUGUCUUCAGGUUAAAGCUGUGAGAUAAUCCAGGUCAAUAGGCUUCAGCCAAGCUUUUUUGAAGUUAUAGCUUUGGCAAGUCGCUUUACAUUAGUGUUAAGGCUUAUUAUGGAGGACACAAAAGAGCCCACUGUGUUGACUAAUAGCUAUUAUCAUUAACAGAUACUUCCCUUAGUGGACCACAGGGACACACUUUUUUCACACUGUGCAAUUCAGUAAAUAGUCUGCCUUUUAAGGAAAAGAUGAGUGGAACACCUGAGGUUGUUUAAUGGGUUAGUAGCCAACCUCUCUCAUGCUGCUUUGCAGUCAUGAACCAUCUACGAAGCAAAGUGAAAUGGAACCAAAAUAUAUGUUAAUGAGAAGCCUUGAGUUCGUCUUGUGUGUUUUUAUACUGCAGAAAGGGAGCUUCUUUUUUUACCUUUCACUUUCUAUGCUUUUUUUUUUAUUCUAAACUCUGGACGGGAAUUUAAAGCCAAUAUCCUGGACUUCAGGUAUGACCCCGGAGACCAACAGGUCUUUCCAGAGACCUAACAUGUCAGGUUACCGUCCAUUUGUUUAAUCCAUUUAGGCUGCCAGUCUCUCAUUCACAUACCAUUAAUUCACUUACAACCCUGUUGAACAUAUUGAAUCAUUUACUACUUAUUAUUCUCCUGCCAUAUUAUAUGAGUUGUGUAGAUAGUGUUAAAUCUUUGUUGAUACAUUCCCCGUAUUUACUUUUUUUCAUUAUGUAGAAUGUUACUGUGUGAAUACAUAAAUUAAAAACAGGCUCUUUGUAUGAUCCUGUAUUUGAAGACUGGAUUGCUUAAGCUAGUUAGGAUAGCUAGGAUUUCCUCGUCAGGAAAGUGUUUGGUUAUUAUUGUAAUGUGGAGCCCUCUGAUGGUGACAUGAAGUAGUUGUGCUUUCAUUUGUCAGGAGGAAGCCGUUAGACAAGCCCACACAGACGAAGGAAUAACGUUGUGGGAAUGUUGGGAAGUCCUACUAUUUACAUCAACCCAAUUAAGUUGAAGUGUAAAACAGUUAAGGUUAUGGUAGGAUUACAUAACGUAGUCUGCUUUCAAAGACGUGCCUGAUGCUUGAUCCCCAAACUGCUGGUUUUGAUGACAUGUACAUGUAUUUUCCAAACUUAGUAGAGAUCUUCUGCACGGUUUAAGCAGUUAAUUAGAAAUGGAGGGGUUAAGAUAGAUUUUCACCUUAUUAACCUCAAAGGUUGUCUCUCUUCAUUUCCCCUAAGAGAACAUGGGAUGGUGGGUUGGUGUUAGGUGUAUGGUUGAAUUUAUUUGCAGAAUAUGGAUCUCCAAAGGAUCACACUUAGCAUCUAGCCACUGAGCUUGAGUGAAAUCAGCCCAGGAAAACAAGUUGCUGCGAACUGCGUGAAGUGACCGUUUAUGUUCAUGGCAAACUUCUGUUAAUUAAUUUUUUUGGGGAAAUUAUAAUUUAAUCCAAAUUUGAUUAUUGGUCCCUGGUUUAACAGUUUUGUUUCAACCCAAUUGAUGGUGUUUAAAUUAUUUUGAAGCUGAUAUCCAAAAAUGUAUUUAAAUGUCCAUAUUGAAUGCAUGUAUUUUGCCAUCGAAUACAUUUAAUGUGUGUAACAUAUUGCAUGGAAGCGGUUGGACAUGACCUGCGCACACAGUUCAUUUACACAUAGUUAUGAAGCUAUUAAGACAGGACAUAUUAUCUUACAGAUAAUAGAACUGAACUGCUACCUACUUGAAUUCAUUUGCCUUAAAAAUCAGAGAACACUGAAUACUGAAAACAAAAUGCAACUGAUCGUAUUUGCUACUAAUUGUCACUUUGUAUUUUCUUAACGUAUUUUUCUUGUUUUUCCUUGUUGCACUAUUGAUGUCAGAAACCGAAGUUGUCACACCUAAUGGGACACUGUAAUCCAGACAUACACUUUAAAAAUAUGUCCUUUAUCAGGUGACCCGUGUAUCUUAUCUAUACACUGAUAAACCCAAUCAUAAUUUGGUUAUACUGUUGUUGAUUUUGUAAUUAAAGAUUGCUUUAUGAAUUGAACAAUG
This is a messenger RNA of Esox lucius (northern pike), 4651 nucleotides long. RefSeq names its product myotubularin related protein 12 (gene mtmr12). The record is from RefSeq and is a predicted model, not a curated record. Lineage: Eukaryota; Metazoa; Chordata; Actinopteri; Esociformes; Esocidae. Bases 51 to 2321 code for a protein of 756 amino acids. The transcript is spliced from 17 exons.